This is a messenger RNA of Strongylus vulgaris, 719 nucleotides long. The record is from the annotation of a GenBank genome assembly. Lineage: Eukaryota; Metazoa; Nematoda; Chromadorea; Rhabditida; Strongylidae.
GAAAUUUGUCGCUCAAAAAAAGUGACUUUUCAUACCGAUGCUGCCCAAGCUAUUGGAAAGAUACCAAUCGACGUGAAUGACCUGAAAGUUGACGUCAUGUCCAUUUCAGGGCACAAGAUUUAUGGUCCGAAAGGUGUUGGUGCCAUUUAUGUACGCCGUCGACCGCGUGUUCGACUUGAAGCACAAAUGAAUGGAGGAGGGCAAGAGCGUGGUAUUCGCUCCGGAACUUUACCACCUCCACUAUGUGUCGGGCUGGGAGAAGCUUGCCGAAUUGCAGAAGAAGAAAUGGAAAUGGAUGCAGCUCACAUUAAACGUUUGUCGAAAAUGCUUAUUGAUGGCAUACAAUCAAAAUGCAGCGAUAUCAUCCGCAAUGCAGAUCCUGAACAUGCCUAUCCAGGAUGCGUUAACUUAUCCUUUGCUUAUGUUGAAGGUGAGUCUCUGCUGAUGGCACUGAAGAGUAUAGCGUUGUCAUCCGGCAGUGCAUGCACUUCUGCUUCACUGGAACCAUCGUACGUACUGCGUGCAAUUGGAACUGGAGAAGACUUGGCACAUUCGUCUAUUCGAUUUGGAAUUGGUCGCUUUACUACAGAGGAAGAGAUACAGCACACGAUCGAUCUUUGCGUGAAAGAAGUGAAACGACUACGAGAACUCAGCCCUCUUUGGGAAAUGGUUCAAGAGGGCAUUGAUCUAAAGAGUAUACAAUGGACGCAGCAUUAAUU